AUGGUCAAGCAGGAGGAUGUCGAUUGUGAAGAUCACUUCAAAGCAAAUUUCUCGCGCCUGUCAUCUGGAGAGUUUGCCGUGAAGCUGCCCAUCAAGAAAAGUUUGGAGAUCUUGGGCGACUCAUACACGCAAGCAUAUCGGCGGUUCCUCAACUUGGAGCGGAAACUUGAGCGUCGUCCGCAGCUGAAGGCUCAGUACGUAUCUUUCAUUAGGGUGGAAUCAGAACUGCUCAGUCGUUGUCGCUAUUUUCUACCGCAUCAUUGCGUGUUUAAGGAGGACAGCACGACCACCAAAUUGAGGGUCGUGUUCGUUGGAUCUGCCACAACAUCAACAGGUUUUUCGUUAAACGAGGUCCUAAUGGCGGGGCCUACUAUCCAGCCAAAGCUGCUACAUACGCUGCUUCGUUUUCGUACGUUCCUCAUUGCGCUGACUGGUGACAUUUGCAAGAUGUACAGGUGUGUCCGAGUAUCUGAGCCGGACAAUUACCUGCAGUGCAUCUUAUGGAGGGAUUCCCCUCACGAGGAUGUGAAGGCGUUCAAGCUCGACACAGUAACAUAUGGAACCAAACCGGCUUCCUAUCUUGCAAUUCGUUCCAUGCUCCAAUUGGCAGAAGAAGAGAGGACUGCAUUUCCCAUUGGCUCGGAAGUGUUGACCUCCAACUUCUAUGUCGACGAUUUGAUGACUGGAGGAGGAUCUGUAGAGGAAGUGCGCGAAAAGAUGAGGCAGACAUCCCAGUUAUUGGCUCGGGGAAGGUUCCCAAUUCGGAAAUGGUGCUCCAACGUCCCUGGCGUACUUGAGGGAAUUCCUGACAAGGAUAAGGAAACGCUGCUAAGGUUCGACGAUGGCACCGACUUCACAAAGGCUCUUGGAUUGGUAUUGACGGUGCCCAAGUUGGAGUUAUGUGGCGCUGACUUGCUUUCUCAAUUGAUCAGUGAGAUACAGAAACUUAAAUUGUUCACUGGAAGCUUCUAUUGCUGGUCGGACUCCACAACUGCCUUGUCUUGGGUGCGCCAUGACUCAUCAAGCUUUAACGUAUUCGUUGCAAAUCGGGUCUCAGCCAUUCAGGAGCGGACUGCUCAGAUGGAGUGGCACUACGUGCCCAUCGCCCAGAACCCUGCUGACAUAUUGUCCAGAGGCGCUUCGCCGUCAGAGCUUCUGGAAUCGCAUCUUUGGGCCCACGGGCCACCCUUUCUUCAAGAUGAGCAACCUCUGUGGCCAGCAGCGUCUAUUCAAUCUGCGCCAACACUGGAGUUGCGCAAGAGAGUCCUGAUUGCAGUUUGUCCAUUCGUAGACUUAUCUGACGGCCGAAAGUUCUCCAAUUCCUUCGGAAAGAUCCAGCGCACAUUUGGAUAUGUAUUCAAGUUUCUGCAGCGCAAAAGGUCGUCCGGAUUAACAGUAGCUGACAUCGUUGGUGGUACGCGGAUACUUCUUCGUUCGAUUCAGCGAGUGCAUUUGUGGCCUGACUACAAGACUCUGCGUGACGAACAGCAGGUGCAGUCGUCUAGCUCCAUCUCCUCACUCGCGCCGUUCCUGGAUGACCAUGGCUUGUUACGCGUCGGUGGGCGGUUGGAAAAUUCAUCACUUGAUUUCAACGCACGGCACCCAGUCAUUCUUCCAAGGCGUCAUCCCGUCACAUCUGCUGUAAUUGUGCAUGUCCAUGAGCAGAAUCUGCACGCUGGGCCUCGGUCAUUGCUCGCACUUAUUCGGCAUGAGUAUUGGCCGAUUGGAGGGCGCAAGACAGUGGCCAGCGUCGUAAAUCGCUGCACCAGAUGUUUUAAGGCCAAGCCGCGCCUGCUGCAGCAUAUUAUGGCCGACUUGCCGAAGGAUCGUGUGAAUGCGUCGUACGUUUUUGCAGUCACCGGUGUGGAUUUUUGUGGUCCGUUCUUUUUUAAGAGUGAGGUGCGGACCAGACCACCCAUCAAAUGCUACAUAUGCCUCUUCAUAUGCUUUGCCACCAAGGCCGUUCACUUGGAGCUUGUGCAGGAUCUAUCGACGCCAGCGUUCAUAAGCGCACUAAAGCGAUUCAUUUUAACUCGCGGUCGGCCCAGGGAAAUUUGGUCCGAUAACGCAACCAACUUUGUGGGAGCAAAGAACGAGUUGGCAGAUUUGAAGAAGCUGUUUCUGGCAGAAAGGCAUAUGAAGGAAGUUCAGGAGUUUUGCGUUGCGGAUCAUAUUGAAUGGCGGUUUAUUCCCCCUCGCUCUCCCCACUUUGGCGGACUCUGGGAGGCUGCGGUUAAAACAGCCAAGCAUCAUUUCUACCGUUCCGCUUCCAGCUCCUUGCUGUGCUUUGAUGACCUGAGAACGCUUGUGUGCCAUAUCACUGCCAUAAUAAACUCAAGGCCAUUGCUUCCCAUUUCAGAGCAUCCUGACGAUUUAGACAUGCUAACACCUGCGCAUUUCUUAGGUACUGCUCCAAUCCGUACCUUCGCGGAACCAGAUGUGACCGGACUUAACUUCAAUCGUCUUGAUCGCUGGCAGCAGGUCAACUUCCUGCAGCAGACUUUCUGGUCCCGCUGGCGAGAGGAGUACCUCACGCUUCUGCAGGAGAGGGCAAAAUGGAGGACUAAGCAGCCUAACCUCAGCGUCGGCGACGUGGUCCCUCGUACUGCUCCAAUCCGUACCUUCGCGGAACCAGAUGUGACCGGACUUAACUUCAAUCGUCUUGAUCGCUGGCAGCAGGUCAACUUCCUGCAGCAGACUUUCUGGUCCCGCUGGCGAGAGGAGCACCGCACGCUUCUGCAGGAGAGGGCAAAAUGGAGGACUAAGCAGCCUAACCUCAGCGUCGGCGACGUGGUCCUCGUAAAGAACGAGAACUUGCCUCCACUUAAGUGGCCGCUGGGAAGGGUGACGAAACUGAUCGCCGGCAGAGAUGGCGUUUCCAGGCUAAGCUACAAAGUAGCCGAGGGCCGGGCAGAAUUACCGGCAGAGGCCGGAUCAAGCGGCUUGGCACGCGGCAAAAAAGAUGCGGGCCGGGAGUCGAAAAAUGGUGUCAGAGGAUUGGCAACAACGACAACAACACAGGACCUAGCCAACGACGACGACGGAAUCCUGCCCGCUGAAGAUUUCCCCAACACGGAGGCCACCGAGAAUCAGCGAGAUAACACCAAACCAGGCGCAAGAGGACGGCUCCUCGCAGCCACGCGCCAAGAGAAGUUUGGCAACAGCGCAGCCACGCGGUCGCAGCAUCGCCACGCGCAGAUCACGCGACGUGAAAAUCGGCAACCGCGCGACCACGUUUCGCGGUCGGUCGUAGCGGCAGCGACGCCCGAAAACACAUUGGCGCACGUGUGGGAAAGAGACAGCAAGUGA
Messenger RNA from Drosophila obscura, 3309 nucleotides. RefSeq lists its product as uncharacterized. Gene Ontology annotation, biological process: DNA integration. Gene Ontology annotation, molecular function: nucleic acid binding. Lineage: Eukaryota; Metazoa; Arthropoda; Insecta; Diptera; Drosophilidae. The record is from RefSeq and is a predicted model, not a curated record. The coding region runs from base 1 to 3309 and encodes 1102 amino acids. The transcript has 6 exons.